UAGCAUGUUUACCAACUGUCGUAAAAACCUGGAAGAAGAAAGCGAUCGACUCGCGUCUUUAUGACGACAGAUUCAAUAAAGAAAGAGAAAUGUCGUUAAUGAGCUUUCUCCCCGUGCCGACUCAGCUGUCUCAAGACCAGCUUGAGGCAGAAGAGACAGCCAAGGCACAGAGGUCCCAUUCCACAGCGCUGGUGUUAACUCGUCGAGAACCUCCUCCAUAUGGCUCCCGGAAAGGAUGGGUGCCUCGCACUUCCGAGGAUUUUGGCGAUGGUGGAGCAUUUCCAGAGAUUCAUGUGGCUCAGUACCCGCUUGAAAUGGGCAGGAAGAAGAAAACCUCCAAUGCCCUAGCCUUACAGGUGGAUGCGGAGGGGAAGAUCAAGUACGAUGCGAUUGCUCGUCAAGGACAGGGAAAAGAUAAGGUCAUAUUUAGUAAAUAUACAGAUUUGCUUCCGAAGGAAGUGCUUCAUGAUGAUGUCCCUGAACUGCAGAAACCUGAUGGGGAGGCAGUUAAAGAGCUCACAGAAAAGACCAGAGCUGCUCUGGAGAAGCAGGUGUCCCAGAAGAUAGCUGCAGCCAUGCCUGUACGAGCAGCAGAUAAACAGGCCCCAGCACAGUACAUACGGUACACACCUUCACAGCAGGGCGUGGCAUUUAAUUCUGGUGCCAAGCAAAGGGUCAUUCGGAUGGUGGAGAUGCAGAAAGACCCAAUGGAGCCACCACGGUUCAAGAUUAAUAAGAAGAUUCCUCGUGGCCCUCCCUCUCCUCCUGCUCCAGUCAUGCACUCUCCCAGCAGAAAGAUGACUGUGAAAGAACAACAAGAAUGGAAGAUUCCUCCCUGCAUUUCCAACUGGAAGAAUGCCAAGGGCUACACAAUACCACUGGACAAGCGUCUAGCUGCUGAUGGAAGAGGUCUUCAGACGGUUCACAUCAAUGAGAAUUUUGCCAAGUUAGCUGAGGCUCUCUACAUUGCAGACAGAAAGGCACGAGAGGCAGUGGAGAUGCGCGCUCAGGUGGAAAAGAAAAUGGCCCAAAAAGAAAAGGAGAAAAAAGAGGAGAAGCUCAGGGAACUGGCAAAGAUGGCCCGAGACAGGAGAGCAGGGAUCAAAAGCCAUGGAGACAAAGGUGGUGACGACGGUGAAGUUCGGGAGCGUGAUGAGAUCCGCCAUGACCGGAGGAAGGAGAGACAGCACGACAGGAACAUCAGCAGAGCUGCCCCUGAUAAAAGGUCUAAAUUGCAAAGGGACCAGGACAGGGACAUCAGUGAGCUGAUUGCCCUGGGUCAGCCCAACCCGCGGAUCUCCAGCGAGGCUCAGUAUGAUCAGCGACUCUUUAAUCAGAGCAGGGGAAUGGACAGUGGCUUUGCGGGAGGAGAGGAUGAGGUAUAUAAUGUAUAUGACCAGCCCUUUGGGAGAGGCAGAGACAUGGCACAGAACAUCUACAGACCCACCAAGAAUACAGGCAAGGAUGUGUAUGCAGAUGACCUGGACACCCUCAUACAGAGCAACAGAUUUGUUCCAGAUAGGGAGUUUUCUGGUACGGAUCAUGGCCCACGUAGGGAUGGACCUGUCCAGUUUGAAGAAGAUCCUUUUGGUCUGGACAAGUUCUUGGAAGAGGCCAAGCAACACGGUGGCUCCAAGAGGCCGUCAACCACCGGGCGCUCAAAGGACUAUGAUCAUGACAAGAAGCGCAGGAAGGAGUGAGCAGUGAUUUCCAGUACUCAUUACACCAGCUUUAAAGAUCAAUCCAUAUGGAAAGCUUCUUUUAGUAAUCUUCUCUGGUAAUUCCCAAAUGACUAUAAAAAAAAAAAUGCAGAAUGUCUUGUGUAUUAACUUUAUUAUUAUUUUUUUUUUUUACAGCAGAUGUCAAUACAUAGAGCCACCAAUUAUAUUACUGAUUUGAAGCUGACCUUGUAAAAAGUGAUGGGGCCCUGGCAAAGGCACUCAUUCUUUUAAUUUUCAUAAUAAAGUUUGUAUUAUAAAAGUUGUGAAAUAAUUUACCAACCAAGGAAGUCGUGCAUAACUUGCUUGUGUUCUGUAUUUUUUAAAGUUUAGUUUUAUCCCCUGGCCUGUGCAUUUGUAUCGUGUCUCUCCUCCCCCCUCCUCUCGGGUAAAAUAACCAAUUCCUUGUUUUCAGUUUCAGUGCUACUGUAUCAAAACUAAUAACUUCCCUCUUAAGCAUGUAGUAGCCCUGUUUCCCUAUGUUUUCCCUACAUAGUUUGUCUGAGGAGUAUUUAAACAUCCAGUGAAGUGUGGCGUAUGUGGGCUUCUGUUGUUGAAUAAAUCAGUCAUAUUCAUGUUUCAGAUCGACAA
Molecule: messenger RNA, 2309 nt
Organism: Neoarius graeffei (lesser salmon catfish)
Lineage: Eukaryota; Metazoa; Chordata; Actinopteri; Siluriformes; Ariidae
Gene: snw1
Product: SNW domain containing 1
Exons: 14
Coding region: 90-1700 (536 amino acids)
Biological process (GO): mRNA splicing, via spliceosome
Cellular component (GO): spliceosomal complex
Source: RefSeq, a predicted model, not a curated record